AUGGCUGAGUCAUCAUCUUCUUCGGGAUCUGAUUCGGAUGUAGAGCCCACCGAUCCCAACAUGUGGAUCAUACCUGGACCCUACAGGUGGGAGGUCCUUCGUCAGAGGACGCAGAAAGGUCAUAUUUCACAGCGUGUGUGGAAUACUGAGCAUGUAAGAAAGAUUAAGACGAGGCGUGGGAAGCCACAAGGGGGCCACCUACCGGUGCUAUUCCACAGGUUGUGGAAGAGUACCUCAGACAGGCGGGUUUCAUACAUGUUGCCAGGAUGCAACAUAUCCAGGUGGAGACCAGAGACACAUACCUUUCACAUGACCCAAGGUGAGAUGACGAUCACCUUACAAGAUGUGGCAGGCAUCUUGGGCUUGCCGACCGACGGUACUGUCGUCAUCGGAUCGAUCUCUGAGGAUUGGCACGCUGCUUGUGCUGGUGUUUUUGGACAUGUUCCAGAGGCCGGUGAGUUCCAUCAUUCUGGCGACCUCCGCAUCUCAUUCUUGGAUCGACAUUAUACCCGGUGGACUGAUCAUGAAGGGAAUCAUGCUGCCGAGAUCUACUUCACAAAAGCUCACAUUGCGCGGAUGUUGGGGACUUGGUUGCUGGCGGACAAGUCUGGAGGUAGCAAUUUUGGUUGUCGGCUUGUCCCGUUGCUAGGUGGAGGAUUUGAGGACAUUGGCCGAUUCAGCUGGGGAUCUGCAGUUUUGACACACUUGUUCAGGAAUUGGUGUGAAGUGACAGAUGCCCGUCGAAGCGACAUGGGUGGUUGCCAUAUUCUCCUUCAAAUUUGGGCAUGGAUACGAUUCCCACCCAUUGCUCCACCCCUUCCUCCUCAUCCACAGCCGGGCACACAUUAUGGAUGCCGGUUUAAUGCUGUACAAAAGUUUAAACCUCAUGAGGUCACCCAUUAUCGGGCAACAUUGGACACACUCUGUAGAGAUGAGGUGGUGUGGCAGCCGUAUAUAGAAUAUGAGUGGCUUGACGUGACUCCAGAGCAGCAGUAUCUGUGGCUAGCUCCCACACCUAUUAUCUACUUCCACACAGUUGAGGCAUGUCAACCGGAUAGGUGCAUGCGACAGUUUGGUCUUAAUCAACCCAUCCCAGAAAAAUCUAGAAAAUUGAGAGGAAUACAUGAUCAUACUCUACGGGGGAAGGUUGAAGAGAACUGGAGACGUAAGCUCCGGGCUCACAUUGAUCGAUGGAAUACUAGGAUUCAACAUAUUGUACUGCCACCUCCAUUAUAUGGUUUGAUGUCACCUAAUCAUGAGUACAUGGAGUGGUUCAGAGAGAGGGGAAAGCGCUACAUAUCACGGAGGGCAGCAAAGAUAGGGCGCUACAUGACACAGAUGGUUCAGACUUUAUCAUCCCUGCAUUGA
Gastrolobium bilobum is the source of this 1368-nucleotide messenger RNA. Its product is annotated as serine/threonine-protein phosphatase 7 long form homolog. Bases 1 to 1368 code for a protein of 455 amino acids. The transcript is spliced from 4 exons. NCBI's taxonomy places the organism in Eukaryota, Viridiplantae, Streptophyta, Magnoliopsida, Fabales, Fabaceae. The record is from RefSeq and is a predicted model, not a curated record. Gene Ontology annotation, biological process: meristem development; meristem maintenance.